UUGCACAGAAAAUAAUUUCCACUGGCAUAAAUUGGCAUUCACAUAACAGCAUUAGCAGAAAACAAUAAAAUGGGAGGUAACAAAACCUAAAGUGAAGAGUAAGGGUUGUGUGUUUGUUUACUUGGUCAGCUGAUACAGGAAGUAUCACUUAACCUGCGAACUUGACAUGACGUGAUUGUGGGCCAUUUAACUCUAUUCUCCAGUGAUUAUUUUUCAGUCAACACCGUCCAAGUUAUACAGGAUCAUCGUUUAAAAUGGGUUGUUGCAAAUGUUGUUGUAUACUCCUGCUGGUGACAGUCAUCAUCAUUGCUGGUAGCUUGGGUCUUUUUUCGGCCUUCUUCCCGUACCCAAGCCAUGCAUCUUGUCGCGUUGACUGGGUAUUUGGCAAGUCCUGUUCUACUGUGAAAUCAACAUUUAUUAGCCAGAUAAAAAAAUGGAGCCAUAAUGACUGCAGUCUCAAACAACAGUGCAACUAUGAGUACUUGGGUGAAGAUGGUAAUGCCAUCCGAGGUUUCCAUGUGACACCCUGGAUGUCAUUUGUUGACAGAUUUAAUUUUACAUUUACCGAUGGGGAUGAUGCUCUUUGUCAUGUCCAGGCUAUCAGUGAGUCUGCAGCUUCUUAUGCCAUUAUUGACUUUGGUGUGAACUACUGCAAUCUACGUAAUUUAGUGAUUGGAUCAAAACUUGAUGAGAAUGAUAGUUACUACAAAGAAAAUUCUACCAAUUCAGUCUGCACAAUGUAUUCUAUUGCACAUUGUAAUUUAUAUACUUAAAAAGCCAUCAUUGUUGUUCAUUUAUGGUAGAGAGCAAGCAGAUUGAAGGCUAUGAUGAGGUAGCUAAAAUAUGGUACACAUAGCUGUAUGUAUUUUAUACAUAAAAUAUUCAGGCUAUUUUUUGUAUACAAUUUCUAGAUGCAUUUUUACUUUUAUGACUUUUAAGAUGAAAAAUGAAGGUAAAAAAUAUUUUUUACUGUAAUUAACUUCUGACUAUGCAAAGAGGAAGGAUGUUACCAAAAUUGGCAUAUAAUAAUAUUUCUCCUGCAAUCUUUUUAAUACUAAAAAUUAAUGAUCAUUGUUCAUUAUUAUAAUUGGGUCAGACGUCUGCUGUUGUGGGUCUUGUGUUUUCAUAUACGUACUAUUAUAAAAAUAUAUCCUAUAUUUUUUUAUAUAUGUAUUAGGAAUGUAAAAAUACAUGUCAUCUUUGGACUGAACAUUUCCAGUUCCAGGUUUGAAUCCUGCAGGUACAUUUAAUUCCACUUAAGAGGAAAUUAGACAGUAUUCUUUAGUAAUGAUAAGGUGCAGUAUUGACAACAGCUGUGAUUUUUUUCACAAUAGUUUUAUCUAAAUCUUUUUACAGAGAUAUGAUCCUUAAGGAUUCGGAGCUUUCCAUGAAUACUGUAUAAAAAUAAAAUAGAAAUUAAAACCUUUCAAAAGUACCGUGCUGUAUUUGCUUUCUGGCGUAGUUGUUAUGCAUAACAUAAUUGUUCAAAUAUUGUACAGUAUAUAAUAAUGUGACUUCUAUUACUGUGUUCAUUAACAUGUUUUGUUUUCAUAGAGGUGCAGAUAUUAUUUAGGGUAUUAUGAUACAUAUGAGAAUCUUCACAUUUUUUUUAUUUACUGUAUAGUAUAAUAUUUCAUCUUUGAAAUGAUCUUGUGGGUGGAAGGAGAUGCAGACUGUCCAUUUCCCUCGUUAAGCACAAAAAUGUGAUAUGAACAUGCACAUUUUUUUUUUUUUUUUUAACACUUCAGCCAUCUCCCACUGAGGCAAGGUGACCCCAAAAAGAAAGACACACACCAUCAUUCACACAAAAUCACUGUUUUUUGCAGAGGCACCCAAAUAUGACAGUUUAGAUGACACUCCAAACAGCCAAUAUCCUAAACCCCUCCUUUAAAGUGCAGGCAUUGUACUUCCCACCUCCAGGACUCAAGUCUGGCUAACUGGUUUCCCUGAAUCCCUUUACAAAAUAUUACCCUGCUUACACUCCAGCAACUCAUCAGAUCCCAAAAAACCAUUAAUCUCCAUUCACUCCUAUCUAACAUGUUCACACAUGCCUGCUGCAUGUCCAAGCCCCUUGCACAUAAAACCUCUUUUACCCCCUCUAUCCUUUCCUAGGACAACCCUUACCCCUCCUCCCCUCCACUACAGAUUUAUACACCGAGGUCAUCCUAUUUUGCUCCAUUCUCUCUAAAUGACCGAACCACCUCAACAAUUCUUCAGCCCUUGAAAUAAUACUUUUAGUAACUCCACACCUCCUCCCAUAAUAUUUGCACUAGGAGCAAGGGGCUGGUAACCCCCUCUCUGUAUAUGUUACUGAAUAUAAAGAGAGAAACAUUAGUUAUUCUUUUUAGGUCACCCUGCCUUGGCGGGAUACGGCCAGUUUGUUGGAAGAAGUAGUAUAUGUAAUAUAUGCAUUUAAAGCUUUAUUUUUCUUGACUUAUAAUUAACUUAGUGAUUGAGUAAUUAUUGACACAAGAGUAGGGAAGCUUGUGUAAUGUACUCUAGAUGGUAUUGACCUCGACACUCGGCUGCUCAAAUCAUAUCAAAACAGUUCAAACAUAGAUCCUUGUUGUAGUGAAGAAACUAAGUGUACAGUAAUUGUUAUAAAAUGGAGAGUUUAGGAACAUUAUUAUACACCUACACAAAAAAAAUGUCCUUGUUACUCGCUGAUCUUCCAUAUAUUAAUAUUCAACAAUGUUUCAUGUUAGUCUAAAAUGUUUUUACCAGAGCUAGUACAGUAACUAAUUGUUUGAAAGUGAUUAUUUUAUACAUUGUAUAUUUAACGUUUUUAAUUUUUAUUGUACACUGUCCUUCUCGUGUUUCUUACAAUAAACAGAAAUAUCCUUAAUCUCUAAGGUCUUUUGCAAUGCAGUACUGUACUAAAAUUAUUCAAGAGAUACAUUAUUAGUCUAAUUUUUUUUUAUUUAAUGUAAUGCAAAUGUAUUGAAAGACUAAAAAAAAUAUUAAAUUGUGAGUUGAAAUA
Cherax quadricarinatus is the source of this 2980-nucleotide messenger RNA. RefSeq lists its product as uncharacterized. Lineage: Eukaryota; Metazoa; Arthropoda; Malacostraca; Decapoda; Parastacidae. The record is from RefSeq and is a predicted model, not a curated record.